AUGGAAAAUGGCUUCAAUCCCUACUAUCCGAUUCUUUUGCACGCUCUGAACAAAGAAGAGGCGCCAAUCCACCAAAACAUAGAGAUAUACAAAGAGUGCUUGAUUAACGAAACAGAAAUUAACCACAAAGCAAUCAGCGAGCGCGAUGAGUUUCCAUACUGUCUGUGCAGCCUCCCAUUGCCCAUUCUGAAAAAGGCCACAGAGAUAGAGUAUAUAACGCUAACCCCAAAAUCCAUGCACAUAGGGCUAAUAACUUCCUGCGAAUCCCCAAAGAAAAAAAGGCCCACGGAAAAUUGCGCGGAUACGGCUUCUCGCGUUCUUCGGAGGAAGAGAGUUACUCUUAAGUGCAGCUGCAAGACCAUCAAAAAGAUGGACUGGCACAGCUGUGAGUGUAUAAAGCUAGUGGGGCUGCUGACAGACUACAAAUUCAAGCUUCUAAGCCAACAUCGCCUGCUCGAGUCUAUAUUUUCCCAGGCCCCAGAAAGCAAGGAGCUCGAUGCCGAAAAAAUCGCCUCUGAAAUGCUCCUGUCAGACGCCGACAUUAUGGCAUGCGUGAGCAAAUACAUCCCCGACAACAAAGUAAAAGAGCUGCUUAUGUCGCAAACCGCCACCCCAGAGCAGAGCGAGCUGUUCUCAAGGAUAUUAAGAGAGACCAGGAAAAAAAGAAGCUAA
Molecule: messenger RNA, 672 nt
Organism: Nematocida major
Lineage: Eukaryota; Fungi; Microsporidia
Exons: 1
Coding region: 1-672 (223 amino acids)
Source: RefSeq, a predicted model, not a curated record